Messenger RNA from Oncorhynchus masou masou (cherry salmon), 4757 nucleotides. Its product is annotated as AT-rich interactive domain-containing protein 4B-like. Gene Ontology annotation, cellular component: nucleus. Gene Ontology annotation, biological process: regulation of transcription by RNA polymerase II. The transcript is spliced from 7 exons. NCBI's taxonomy places the organism in Eukaryota, Metazoa, Chordata, Actinopteri, Salmoniformes, Salmonidae. The coding region runs from base 1 to 837 and encodes 278 amino acids. The record is from RefSeq and is a predicted model, not a curated record. Gene Ontology annotation, molecular function: transcription cis-regulatory region binding.
AUGAAGAGUGACCAGGAGCAGGGAGAGCCCCACCACCAUGGGGGAGCAGGAUCCCCCUCCUCGCAGAGUAAAGUCUCCCUCCUAGACGGCCCAGGUAGCCUGUCCUCCUCUCACAGCCACUCCAACUCUACCUGCAGUCUGGAGCUCAGUAGUAGCAGUCGGCACGACAACACUGAACACAAAGCCAAAGCUAACACUGAACACAAAGCCAAAGUGUCUGCCAGCCACAAGCGUCAGAAGGAACAGCAGGCAGGUGGGGCAGCAAAGAAACCCAAGCCAAACAGAAAGAGCUCAGUGCCUCCCAAGAAGAACAAUAACAGAAAAACUGCCCACAGCAGUGACAGUGAAGACCAGUCAUUGGGCGAGAGCACAGCCAAGUCUUCAGUCCCCAAGACCCAUGGUGCAGCAGACAUGAAGGGGUCCAUCUCGCCCAAGUGUCCCGGCCUGGGACAGGGACGCACCCCUCCAUCCAGCCAGAAGUACCACAAGCAGCAUGGUGACCCUGACCACCAUCACCAUCUUCACAAUCGGGAACAUCACCGGGAGCCGGACCUGGACAAGAUGUCUAGUCUGGAGAGGAUCUCCUUCCUCCAGGAGAAGCUGCAGGACAUCAGGAACCACUACCUGUCCCUCAAGUCUGAGGUGGCCUCCAUCGACCGACGACGCAAACGCAUCAAGAAGAAGGAGAGAGAGAGUACGGUGGCAGCAUCUUCCUCCUCUUCCUCGUCCCCGUCCUCCAGCUCUCUAACAGCAGCGGUGAUGUUGACACUAGCCGACACUCCUGUGUCGUCCUCUUCCUCCUCUCAGAACUCUGUGGUGUCUGUAGAAUGUAGGUGACAGGACAACCCCUCACCCCUCCCAACCUUCUGAGGCCCAGGACACAGCACUGAGCACUUAACCAGCACCACCCUGGUCCCCAUCCCAAAAUACCCCCAACAUCCACCAAGGCCCCAUCCCUACCACUAACGCCUCCACUCCAAAGUCUCAGUACAUACCCACCUCAAACCGGAGAGCACCCAGGCAUCAAUGCCCCCACUUAAACCUCCACUCUUAUCCAUGCCUCUCCACCCCAGAGCCCCUUUCCAACAGUUUGGCCUCAUCACCCCUACUCCCAACUCCCUCCCAGCAGGACAGACAACGCAAUCUCUAUACUGGAACAACCACAGGGAUACAGCAACACAGACAACCAGACCAACAAGACAAAACAAACACUAUUUUCUAUCCACAGCUGUUUCCUUGGCAAGCUAAUUGCACUUAAGUGCACUUUUAUGAAGAUUUUGAGGGGGAAGAGAAUACAACGACCAACCAAAAAAAAAAAAAAGUACAAAAGUAUGUUUUUCUUUCAAUUGAUUGAUAAACAUUUCUAAGAGUUGUUUUCUUCAAGCAAUAGUGAUUCUUUCCAUCUCGAGGUAGUUUAGAUUGGGUUGACGACGGUGUGUACUGUGUCAUCAAGGUCCUUGUCCUAUGUAGCCCUGUGUAUGUAGAGCCUUUCAAAAGGGAAUAAGCAAGGCUCAAAGUCACAUGAUGAUGUACAUACUAAAACAUACGCUUGUAGUGCGUGUACUGUUGGAACACAUGCAUUUCUCUCUCUGUCCGUACCACGCCUUCGAAUGGUACUCUUAUCUUGACCCCGUGACCGUGGUCUGUCAGCGCUGUGUGGAGGAGAGAGAGGCUUCGUUUGUCGGCCCACUGUAGAGAUCCGGAGAAGUGACUUUGAAGCCAUGAAGCUGAUGAACAUGAGACUACUGUUAGGGCCUUGUUGUUGUGUCUAACCCUAAGACACCUCGUAAGAGGGAACAUUCCCCCUCCUGUCCGACUCUCUUAGUCCUGAUGGUUCUUAGAAAUGAAAAACGCUCCGUCUUUCAUAGGACUGCAUGAGUGACAGACUGCUCCGGCCAGGCCUGUGACUGUGUACGUGACAGAUAGCAAGAUAUUCAUGUGAUUAUAUUGAUAUUCCUAAUGAUUGUAGAGGUGGAGAGGACUAAUCUCUUUCUGUCAGCCAGGACCUAAUGUAUAUAGGAAUGAGUCCCAAAAUGGAACCCCUUUUACCUAUAUCGUGCACUACUUUCUAUGGGCUCUGGUGUAAAGUAGUGCACAAUAUAGGGAAUAGGGUUCCAUUUGGAACACAACCUUUGUCUGCUCUUUAAUAAGGUCCCCAGUUAAUAUGGCAGAAUAUACAUUCAUAUGUAAUGAUGGAGAUGUCUGGCAGGUUGAAGGAAACCUAAUGGAGAGCGUUGUAUCUUGUCGGUUUAUCAGUCUUUUCAACUCAUGGUUCUUGGAUUUCUAAUCAGUGUUUUUAUCACGCCAUUCAGAUUAUCUACAUUAGAGGCUCCAGAUGGAAAAGAAAGCACCCUCUUAAUUAAAUGACAAACUGCCAAGGGGAUCUACACAGCAUUCUGCAUUUAAAAAAUAUGCUGAACUAAAAUAGAAAAGCAACAUGCAACAAUUACAAACAUUUUGACCGAGUUACAGUUCAUUUAAAGGAAAUCAGUCAAUUGAAAUGAAUUCAUUUGGCCCUAAUCUAUGGAUUUCACAUGACUGGGAAUACAGAUAUGCAUCUGUUGGUCACAGAUACCUUAGAAGAAAAAGGUAGGGGCGUGGAUCAGAAAACCAGUCAGUAUCUGGUGUGACCACCAUUUGCCUCAUGCAGUGUGACACAUCUCCUUCUCAUAGAGUUGAUCAGGCAGUUGAUUGUGGCCUGUGGAAUGUUGUCCCACUCCUCUUCAACGGCUGUGUGAAACUGCUGGAUAUUUGUGGGAACUGGAACACGACGAUCCAGAGCAUCCCAAACAUGCUCAAUAGGUGACAUGUCUGGUGAGUACGCAGGCCAUGGAAGAACUGGAACAUGCUGUCAUACACAUCGAUCCAGAGCAUCCCAAACAUGCUCAGUGGGUGACAUGUCUGGUGAGUACACAGGCCAUGGAAGAACUGGGACAUUUUCAGCUUCCAGGAAUUGUGUACAGAUCCUUGCGACACGAGGCCGUGCAUUAUCAUGCUGAAACAUGAGGUGAUGGCGGCGGAUGAAUGGCUCGACAAUGGGCCUCGGGAUCUCGUCACGGUAUCCCUGUGCAUUCAAAUUGCCAUCAAUAAAAUGCAAUUGUGUUCGUUGUCUGUAGCUUAUGCCUGCCCAUGCCAUAACCCCACCUCCACCAUGGGGCACUCUGUUCACAACGUUGACAUCAGCAAACCGCUCACCCACACAACGCCAUACACGUGGUCUGCGGUUGUGAAGCCGGUUCGACGUACUGCCACAUUCUCUAAAAUGACGAUGGAGGCGGCUUAUGAUAGAGAAAUUAACAUUAAAUUAUCUGGCAACAGCUCUGGUGGACCUUCCUGCAGUCAGCAUGCCAAUUGCACGCUCCCUCAAAACUUGAGGAAUCUGUGGCAUUGUGUUGUUUGACAAAAUUGCACAUUUUAGAGUGGCCUUUUAUUGUCCUCAGCACAAGGUGCACCUGUGUAAUGAUCAUGCUGUUUAAUCACCUUGAAAUGCCACACUUGUCAGGUGGGAUGGAUUAUCUUGGCAAAGGAGAAAUGCUCACUAACAGGGAUGUAAACAUUUGAGAGAAAUAAACAUUUCUGGAAUCUUUUAUUUCAACUGAAAUAUGGGACCAACACUCUACAUGUUGCAUUUAUAUUUUUGUUCAGUGUAUAUAGUAAUAUAUAUAAUGUAUAAUUCCCAGGUUUGUAAUUGAUUAUCCCAAGAUAAAUAUACUAAAACAGUAGGUGUUCUACCAGUAUGUUUCCAACUCCUCAUCAGUCCUGUGUUCUUCUAUAACCUGUAGGGGUGAGAUUUGAUGAGUCUAUACAGAUUCAGCAUUCUUAUCAAAUCUUUACCCCUACAGAUUAUAGUAGUCUGACCAGAUUAUACUAGUCUGUUCAGAUUAUAGUAGUCUGUACAGAUUAUAGUAGUCUGUUCAGAUUAUAGUAGUCUGUACAGAUUAUAGUAGUCUGUACAGAUUAUAGUAGUCUGUACAGAUUAUACUAGUCUGUUCAGAUUAUAGUAGUCUGUACAGAUUAUAGUAGUCCGUACAGAUUAAAGUAGUCUGUACAGAUUAUAGUAGUCCGUACAGAUUAUAGUAGUCUGUACAGAUUAAAGUAGUUUGUUAUGCUGCAGAAGACAUUUAGAAAUCUAAGAAGAAUGUGUCCCAGAUGUGUAAUUGAUUGUUCCAAGAUUAUUAUAUAGAAAAUAUAAAGUGAAACACAUUGACAGUAAAGUUAUAAAGGUCAUCGAUGGUGUUUCCCAAAUCCUCACCAGUUCUCCUUUUACCCAACCCUUCACCCCCCCCCCACCAACACCAACAAAUAAUCAUGUUGUUUUACCCAACUCUUCACCCCCCCCCCCACCAACACCAACAAAUAAUCAUGUUGUUUUACCCAACUCUUCACCCCCCCACCACCACCAACAAAUAAUCAUGUUGUUUUACCCAACUCUUCACCCCCCCACCACCACCACCAACAACAAAUAAUCAUGUUGUUUUACCCAACUCUUCACCCCCCCACCACCACCACCACCAACAAAUAAUCAUGUUGUUUUACCCAACUCUUCACCCCCCCCCCCCACCACCAACAAAUAAUCAUGUUGUUUUACCCAACUCUUCACCCCCCCACCACCACCACCACCAACAAAUAAUCAUGUUGUUUUACCCAACUCUUCACCCCCCCCCACCACCAACAAAUAAUCAUGUUGUUUUACCCAACUCUUCACCCCCCACCCCACCACCAACAACAAAUAAUCAUGUUGUUUUACCCAACUCUUC